AUGACAUUUCCUGUGAUAUCAUUGAAACCGAGUUAUAAUUCCAUCAUAAGGGGCUGCCCGGGCCUUGCGGAGACACUUCCCCGUCUAGAGUGUGAACUUCGAAUCAGAUCAAAUGAUGGUAAGCCUUUCGUCCUCUCAAAUAUCGAAGUUAUCUUUCGAACGAUCGAGUCCCUAAACAGCAGUGGUCAUUCCUUCAGCUCAAAACCUAAGCUCGAAAAGGAAACCGUUCAUUGCCGUAAGAAUAUCAAAGUAUCCGAUAAGAGACUGAUAGGCAUUGACGUACCGAUUACAAUUGCCAUUCCUGAAGGUAUCAAGCAGACAAACCUAAAUCCAAAAUUUGGGCAAUGCUACUCGGUGCUGGAAUGCACGGCGUAUUACUUCCUGAAUGCAGGGACAACUACCCCACUUAAACGGUCAUUCUUCUCGUAUGUAAACGUGGAAAGAUUCGACGUGUUUGCGUCGCUCAAAGAUCCGAAACCGUUGAGACGCCAACAAACCUCUCCCGACGGCAAGUUUGUCGUGAAAUACACAUUCAACAACUCAUUGGUCACUGUCGAUGAUCUCCUACAGGUGGAAGUUGAAAUUAUACCGAACCUAAGCGCCCUGGGCUCUCAUGCGACUCAGAAGAUUUUCAAUAAAAAAUCCAAAUUCAAGAGCAUGACGUGCGAGUUUAAAGAACUUCUGGAAGUUCACGAUGCGCACGUCGAUUUCAAAGAAAACCUGUUAAAGUCGACUAACAGAACUUUUAACGAGACCAUUGGGGCGAGUGGUAUUAAGGUACAGUCAGAAAUUCGUAUUUGCACGCGAAAUGAACUGUUCAAGCAAUAUGAACAAUCCAUGAGUGAGCCUGCCGUGCUUUUCCGCUUGCCCAACCAUGAGCCAGACCUGACCACCGUUCCGAAAACUGUGCUGCUGAAGAACAAAAACAGGGCAAUCCCAUAUAAUUACCAUACUUCGGUGACGACCCGUGGCAGCCUUUUCUCAAUUACGCAUGCCGUUACUCUGCGCCUCAAAAUCAGCAAUGCAAAAGACUUUGAAAUGACACAACCCAUAGAGGUGACGCCCUGGCUUGCGCCACAUACUAAACAUAUCGCCGGUGUCGUCGCACAAGAGAGAGAAAUCGCAAGAAAUGCUCGAGCGUUUUACGAGAGUUUCGGAGGCCUUACAAGAAACAAACACACAGGCGAACUUGAGUAUCCUUCACUCCCUCCAGUGGUCUACACCGCUGACAGAAACACACUGGUACAUCAUGGUAUCCUAUACAGUAUCAGCUCAGAACAGCCGCAGAGGAUUCCUGUCAUCGAGUAA
Messenger RNA from Lachancea mirantina, 1308 nucleotides. The record is from the annotation of a GenBank genome assembly. NCBI's taxonomy places the organism in Eukaryota, Fungi, Ascomycota, Saccharomycetes, Saccharomycetales, Saccharomycetaceae.